AUGGAUGCCACGAAAUCUGCAUGCUCCGCGGCUCCUAAACCCUCUACGUUUGACUACUUCACGGAGCGAUACUACCACCAGUACAUUGUGCAGAAUUGCAAAGGCGUGGAAGGCAACAACUGCAGACUGUUAGUGCAUAGUAAUGGUCUUUGUGUGCUGUGCCUCGACGAGUCACACGCAGCCGUCCGCGCGUUUAAGCAGACUGACAUCAUACAACACUCCGACGAUGGAGCGAAACUUGGUGUGUCCUCCGUGGUAUUUGGCUCCGGUCGGGGCAAUUCUAGGAUGGCGCCGGGAGCUAUCCAGGUAGUGGGCAAACGCAAGAAAAAUGCAAUUAUAUGCCAGGAAGACACAAAGGUGUGUAUUAUCACUAUGACAGACGGGACUGUGUACAGCAUCCCCGCGUGCAUUGACGGCUUUGUAUUGGAGCUGAACCCAGCGAUAAUGGAGCGACCCGAACUCAUCGUACAGGCUCCCACAGUCGAAGGAUAUAUUGCAGUUAUAUCUCCAAACUAUAAUAAGCUAAAAUUGGGCAAGUACACAAAGGUCGCCGCGGCCACUGGAGGUGACAUUAUGGAUGAUGACGAUGAUAUGGGAAAAGGUACAUUAAACUAA
Messenger RNA from Trypanosoma grayi, 615 nucleotides. RefSeq lists its product as hypothetical. The record is from RefSeq and is a predicted model, not a curated record. Bases 1 to 615 code for a protein of 204 amino acids. NCBI's taxonomy places the organism in Eukaryota, Euglenozoa, Kinetoplastea, Trypanosomatida, Trypanosomatidae. Gene Ontology annotation, cellular component: nucleus. The transcript has a single exon.